Messenger RNA from Spodoptera litura, 6000 nucleotides. RefSeq names its product ADAM metallopeptidase with thrombospondin type 1 motif B (gene AdamTS-B). Gene Ontology annotation, molecular function: metalloendopeptidase activity. The record is from RefSeq and is a predicted model, not a curated record. NCBI's taxonomy places the organism in Eukaryota, Metazoa, Arthropoda, Insecta, Lepidoptera, Noctuidae. Gene Ontology annotation, cellular component: extracellular matrix. Gene Ontology annotation, biological process: proteolysis; extracellular matrix organization.
CUAUCGGACGCGCGCGCGCAGUCAGUGGCCCGCAAGUCGCCGCGUCGCGCGCUCCGCUCUCUGAGCCGCUCGAUCCUACACCCGACUCAUUUUCCGAACGCACUUAACUCACAGCUCUAUCACAGAUGCGAACGAAAAUACCGAUUUAUUGAAUUAAAAUAAAGAGGAUUAUUUUAUAAAAAUCGUUUCUAAUAGAGUAAUCAAUAUUAAUAAUAUUAUUAAAACACGUGUUUAUAUAUAGUUCGCGCGAACAGAAUACGGUGUUGCUGAUCCACGUUUUUCACCUUGAGUGAAUAAAUAAUAAUUAGCGGGCGACGACGCCGCGAGAAAUUUCACUUUUUACCGGCAAGGAUCCUCGCGUCUACGGGCUGUCUAUACUCAAUGGGACCGAGAUUAUACCAUUAACUCAAGUAGUGUAUGAUGACAAACCAGCUCAGAAGACGAAUGAUGAGCACAUUAUCAAUAUCGAACUACAAGCAUAAAGCUUCGUAAAUGUUACGUCGAGCUCAUUUUGGACGAUUCCUUUGCCGGUAGUAGUGCGGUGACUGGUGACCAUAUAAGUGAAAUUUUAAUUUAAAGACGAUUAUUUUAACGUGGACUCAGAAUGCGUACUGACUGUCGGGUGUUAAGAAAGAUGGAUGUGCGGUGUUCGUUAUUCAAACUCUUAUUGUUCCAAAUGCUGGUGGCCUGGUGCGCCGCCAAGCAUGUCACGAUAGAUCUGACGAGGGAUGCUGGAGACGCGGACGAGAGGGAUGUCCAGGAUAGCAUAAGAAACCUAUUACAUACUGGUAUCUAUUCCCACCAACACCUGGACGCAUCGAAAGUGCAAGUGGUGCACCCUGUGAAGGUGACGACGCAUGGCGAGCUGGUCUCGCACGCCGUCGACCACGCCCAUGCGCACGGGCACGCGCGAGCUCGCAGGGAUCUACAACACACGGAGCAGCACCAGCCUCAUGUGGUUCAUUAUAACCUUACUGUCGAUGGCCGAGAACUCAGGCUGGACCUGAGGCCAUCAGUAACGUUUAUAACGCCAGCGAUGGUGGUGGAGCGCCACAGCGUGGACGGGAGAACUCGGGACCAUCCUCAUCCAGCUGCUACUUCAUGCCACUACACAGGGUCAAUUAGAGGACAACCUGCCUCUACCGUCGCACUCUCAGCAUGUGAUGGACUUGCGGGUCUCUUGAGAACGGAGCAUGGAGAAUAUUGGAUUGAACCAUCCAAUCAAAUACCGGCUGACAAGUCAGAACCAAGACCGCAUGUUAUAUUCAAAAGAUCUGCUGUCGAUAAAGUAGCCGCGUGGCACAGAGCUAAGAGAGAAGUCGACACUAGAACCAGAAGCAAUACUCAAAUUAGAGAUAAUCGGGAUAGAAAUCCAAGGCAAUAUAACAACAACCAACGAACUCGAGCUAACGCUAGACGAUAUCGCGAAAACAAAGAAGCAAUGGACAAGCGCAGACGAGAAUAUUUGGAACAAAGGCGAAGAAGAAUGGAAAUGAUGAGGAAAAACCCAGCGGAAUACAGAAGACAUCAAAGCAUGCUCCGCAUGGAAGAAAGAAGAUUACAGACAAACUCUAGAAGUCAGCCUAACUCUAGAAGUCAAUCUAGUUCUUAUGAGAACAGUAGAUCAUUAGAUCAGGCGUCAAUGAAAUCGAGAAGAAGGAACCGCAAUAGGUUGACAGAGGCACAGAGGAUGCGCAUCAUAAGGAAUAAGCAACGACGAAAAAGAUCGAAAAAUUGCGCCACGAAACAGCCAACGUACCUUUGGCGAAAACAGAACUUACUAAAAUCAGAAGCAGCACGACACAAUUACGAUCACAGUAACAAGAUGCAGCACCAUCCUCAUUACCCGCAUCAUCACAAUAUGGCGCAGCGCACUCUGGAUGGCGCAAGACGAAGCACACGCUCCGUGAGCAAGCCGCGCCACGUCGAAGUUUUAUUAGUCGCCGACAAAUCUAUGACCGAUUUCCACGACCAGGGCAGUUUGGAAACUUAUCUGCUUACUAUUAUGAAUAUGGUAUCGUCACUCUACAUGGACCCUUCAAUCGGUAAUUACAUAAAAGUGGUGGUUGUGAAGAUUAUCCUGGUGGAACAAAUCGAGGCAGCCCCAGAUCUAAAGGUAACGACGAACGCGGACAUAACCCUGGCCUCGUUCUGUCGCUGGCAACACAAGCUGAACCCGGAGGGAGACAACAAUCCUCACCACCACGAUGUUGCCAUUCUAGUAACCAGGAGAGACAUCUGUAGCCAACACGACACUCCUUGUAGCACGCUGGGAGUAGCACACGUGGCUGGGAUGUGUAAGCCAGAUCGCAGCUGUUCCGUCAAUGAGGACAACGGCAUCAUGUUAGCGCACACCAUCACACACGAAUUGGGACAUAAUUUCGGUUUAUACCAUGACACUGAGAAAAUAGGCUGCCAUCGACGUGAAGGUUCGACGCUGCACAUCAUGACGCCAAUCUUUGAAUCCGACACCGUUCAGGUGGCCUGGUCGAGGUGCAGCAAACGUGACGUCACCAACUUUUUAGAUGCGGGAUUGGGCGAAUGCCUAAGCGAUCGGCCUGCUCAAGAGCCAUCAUAUGUUUACCCCAAAGAUCCUGCCGGUGUAACGUUCGACGCGGCAAGUCAAUGCCAUUUACAGUUCGGUGCGGAAGCUGUCGUGUGUGCGAAGCCAACAGAGUUGUGUGAACAUCUGUGGUGCCUAGUGAACAACACGUGCAAGACUAUGCUGCGCCCCGCCGCGCCAGGAACCACUUGUGGACCCGAUAUGUGGUGUCAAAACCAGACCUGCGUUCCUCGUACUCCGUCACCGAAACCUCGAAACGGCGAAUGGGGCCCAUGGUCUGAAUGGAGCGAAUGUUCUCGAACGUGUGGCGCCGGGGUGUCCACACAGUCGCGCGAGUGCAACAACCCAGAACCCAACAACAAUGGCAACUACUGUAUUGGAGAUAGAAGCCGAUACAAGGUCUGCAACACCGACCCCUGUCCUAUCAACGAGCCUUCGUUCAGAGAAGUGCAGUGCUCCAAACAUAACAAUAUGACGUAUGGAAACGAAACUAUAACCGAGUGGAUACCUUACUACGAUCAGGACAAACCUUGCGAACUACAAUGCGUGCCUCGCGACGGCAGCGAUGUGGAAAUGUUAGGCGGGUUCGUCGCCGACGGCACUCCUUGUAGACAAAGCUUGGGGGCGCGGGACAUGUGUAUAGCCGGUGUAUGCUACAAAGUAGGUUGUGACUGGAUAGUGGGAUCGGAAACCGAAGAAGACAAAUGUGGAGUUUGUGGCGGCAAUGGAUCGGCCUGCAAAACUGUACAGGGCAUUUACAGCAAGGGAACUACCAGACAAUCUGGACUUAGCGAAGUUGCAGUCAUACCUGCCGGGUCAAGGAAUGUGAAAAUAGAAGAGAAAGUCAAUCCAGGCAAUUACAUAUCCAUUGGAAGCGCGAAGUCCAAUAAAAUAUACCUCACCGGAGCGAGAAAUGCAACUUUGACGGAAUACUUUGUAGCUGGAACUCAAGCUAUUUACGAACGAGACCGUGAUUGGGAGAAAGUACGGAUCGUAGGUCCGCUCGCAGAAGACAUCAAAGUUUAUCAAAGAAUAUACCGCGGCAGGCAUCGUAACCCUGGUGUGACGUACCAGUACACAGUGGACCAGCGCGUCCGUCGCCGGUACAAGUACCGCGUCUCUGAGUGGUCGGCUUGUUCUGUCACCUGUGGCGUUGGCUAUAUGAGGAGACAUCACGAAUGCGUUGAUGAAAAUAAUCGUGCAGUAGAACAGUCCAUGUGUUACCACAUCGAGUCGCCGCGCCACGAGGCCCUGAUGCAGCAGUGUAGGCAGCCGGCCUGCCCCACUCAGCGAACACUUCACACACACUGGUGGGUGGGUGCUUGGAACCCGUGCUCCAAACCCUGUCACAUGCCGGGCGAAGAAGCAAUAAAACAGCGCGGCGUGUACUGCGUGGAUAAAAUAACAAACAAAGUGAUAGACGACUCUGAAUGCGACGUACUUACGAAACCAGUGAGCACAAUCAAAUGUGCAGACGUACCGGCUUGCUAAUGGUGAAGAUAUCACGCACACAUGGAAUUGAAUCCAUAAGGAAACAUCGAUCAGUGAUUUUAUGAUACACAAUCAUAUUACACAGAGAAAAGUUUCAAGCAUAGUGUUCACAACACUACGUCUCGUCGACACCCCGGGCGACAACUCAUACCUGCUCAGUCAGGACAGCAGACUAUUCGCAUCUGCCACCAUUGAGCGAAAUAGGGUUCAGAAAGGAACGCAGAAAUAUGAUACCGAGACAAAUGCAUUUUUAUAGGCAAUGGUUGAAGUGAGACGUGAAGUGAUAAAAGUCAGUGUAGGACUCUAUCGAGCGACACUCGAAUUGCGGAGGUGUGAGUGACUGAGCGCCAGUGUUUUGUACUUGUUACAUAUUCUUUGCAAUAUGACAUAACCCAUCGAAUAGACAUUUAAUCAGUUACGUGUAAGUACUCGAAUAGUACCCGAACGUGGUGACGUGCGAAUCUCGCGAGUACAUUCAACAAUGCUCUGCAAUUACCACUUACUGCCAUAUUAUAAGUAAUUAGUUAAACAUAGUCUCUGUUUAGUUAUUAACUACUAAUAAAUAAUAUUUUAUAUUCUGUAACAUCAGUAUUAAAGUGGUGUAUGUAUUUCUAUAAAAUAAUGCAAAUUAACGUAAUGUGAACGAGUAUAAGUAUAUUAUAAAAAAUUUUGGACCAAAAAUAUUUUAGAAAUCAAAUUCACGUUGCCAUAAUCAUUUUUACUGCCAAUAUGACACUUGUAUGAUAUAAGUAGGUAUAUACAUAGGUCGUGUAAUGUUAUGUAUUAAUGGAUGAUUCAUAUUUUUGUACAAAUGAAUUAUUGAGUAUUGUGUUGUAUUUAAAUGGUAUAAUUAUAAUAUAAACGUACACAUUGUCACGCUGGGUAUCCAGAGCUGGAAUCUGAUCGCUUCUAUUGCAUACCUAUAGACAAUAAAUAAAUCAGCUAGUCAACAACUUAGGCAUUUGUACACCAGGCUUUACACAGUUGUAUUGUGUUUACAUCCAUAUAUCAUUCGAAUAACAUAGAGUAGCACUAGAAUGUAGAACUGUAGACCGUCUUACACUAUGGACUAAGUACCUUUAUAUUAAUUAGAAACGUACGUAAGGUUAACUUGUAAACAUGUUUCCUCUCAAAUAAUUUGUGUGUAUAAAAAUAUGGACUAAGUAUAUACAAUUGUGCCUAAUUCUGGAACAAAUGUUUCGGUAAUAUUUAUGAAUAUUUAAGAAGCAUUGUUUAUGUUCUCCUUUAUGUGACUAUGCAUAAUUUUAAAUAUUAGUAAUACAUUUAUUUAUCACGUAAUUAUUUUAAGUAUAUUAAUAUCAAUGUGAAAAGUUUCCAGUCAACUGAUGUUUCAGUUCUAAGAUGCAUCAGGGGCGCGUCGAUCGAUUGAUACACAAUUCUAAUUUUGUAAUGUUUAAACCGCUUUAGAGAACUAACCUAUGUGCACAGAUUACUUAUUAAAUCAACUGUUUACUUUUUUACUAUUGAUUGUAGGAAAAUAUUGUAUUGUUCUAUUUUACCAAUUACAAUUGUGUAUGUAAUAGAUAUGGCAAUAAAAUCGUGCAUUGUUUUAAAUAUGUUUUUAUUUUUGUUAAUACAAAACUUAUAACUUCUAAUUCAAUAAUCCCAGCUAAAAAUAUAAAUCACAGUUAUAAAAUAUAGGCGAAAUUAACUCUGGUCUUGCACCAUGAAUAAUAUUUUGAAAAUUAAAACAUAAAAUCACAUUUUGAAAUUGAGUAUCAGAAACGGAGCCAAUCACAUUUGAAAGACUAGUAGAUAGAGAAAAUACUUCAAAGUACUUACACAUAAAAAAUCAAGUGUUCAUAGAGAACUAGCUAAUAAUAGGAAUAUAAAUCAUACAAAUCAAUCAAUAAAAAUAUAGGAAUACAAGCAAAAAUAAUAUAGCUUAUUUAACAUUACACGGAAUUAUUUUGUGAUAAUAUCAU